AUGUUCAUAGCCAAAGAUUUGGUAUCUAUUGUAGUGAUCAUAGUUUUGAUUCUGCCACAAAUUUCAGCACAAGCUUUCUCACCUACUGGUUCUGCUGCAGAUAACGCGACGGAACAGAUUAGGCAGAAGGAUGAUACUGUUAGAGUUGAUCCUUUGGAAAAUUUCGAAAAGUAUAGAGGAGGAUUCGACAUCACCAACAAGAAUUAUUGGAGUUCUUUGAUUUUCACAGGAGUAUAUGGAUAUGCAAUUGGAAUGUUGUUCCUUCUGUGUGGAAUAUUGUAUGGAGGUUUUUUGGUAAUCAAUAAGUUUUGUUAUCGCGAAAAUGAUGAAGAAGAAAACAGAAUGAAGAACGUGUUGUUUCCUUGUAAUUACAAGACUUGUGAUGUUUCACUAAUUCUUGUGGCCUUGUUUCUCAUGUUAAUCGCCAUAGUUGCAACAGGGCUAGUUCUUGUUGGGAGUGUGAGAUUUCAUUCGGAAGCGAAAAUAUCGGUUGAUAUCAUAAUCAAAACUGCGAAUGAAGCGUCGGAAACAAUACAUAACACCACAGAAGCAUUAAAAGGCAUGGAGAAUAGUUUGAUGGAAGCAAAUGUUAAUAUUGAGGCUUCUUCAAAUCUUGACUCUACUGCUGAGAAACUUGAUGAUGCCUCAGAAAAUAUUGAGAUGCAAGCUAGGAAGAAUAGGCGCCUUAUCAACAAAGGCUUGAAAAUAGUGUUUGUAACUACUAUAGUGAUUAUGUGCUUGAACUUGCUUGCUGUAACAGUUUUGUCAGUUUGUGGAGUACUAAGGUUAAGAAGGUCAUUGUACAUGCUUGUUGCAUUUUGUUGGUUGAUGACAGUAUUAUGCUGGCUAUUCUUUGGAGUCUAUUUAUUCUUACAAAAAUUUUCUAGUGAUGCUUGCAUAGCUCUUGACAACUUUCAAGAAAAUCCUUAUAACAACAGCCUAAGCUCAAUCCUUCCAUGUCAAGAACUUCUCAAAGCAAAACCAGUUCUAUCUGAAUUUAGUUCUGGAAUCUAUCAUCUUGUUAAUGACGUGAAUGCAAACCUAACAAUGCAGGGACCAUCAUAUCUAAACCUUGCUCAAGUUUGCAACCCUUUCUCCGCACCGCCAAAUUAUUUCUACCAGCCCGAGAAUUGUCCCGAAAAUACUAUACGAAUAGGAGACAUUCCAAAGGUAUUGAAGAGUGGAAAUUUGAUAACAAAUAGUGAAUAUGCAAGAGUUGAAACAUACACAAACUCAAUUCAAGAUUUAUUGAAUGUGUAUCCAAGUAUGGAACAUUUGUUAGAAUGUCAAAUUGUGAAAGAUGCAUUUUCUCAAGUUCUUGUUCACCAUUGCAAGCCUAUGAAGAAAUAUGCUAAGAUGGCAUGGGUAGGAAUGGUGUUUCUUGGAGUGGUCAUGGUUUUGUUGAUUCUGAUUUGGACUAUGAGGGCUAGUUAUGAACAUUGUUAUCAUGUUUCUAAUGGUUCUGUGGAGCCUCAUUUUGAAGUAUCAAGUAGCUUGAAAUCAAGAGUAGAUAAAGAUAAAGAGAUUGAGAUUUGA
This is a messenger RNA of Lathyrus sativus (Indian pea), 1536 nucleotides long. NCBI's taxonomy places the organism in Eukaryota, Viridiplantae, Streptophyta, Magnoliopsida, Fabales, Fabaceae. The record is from the annotation of a GenBank genome assembly.